GGCAAGCUCCGCGCCGGGAUUCGAGCCCGUACGCGCGGUAGCACGAGGUGGCGGGGCAGCCACGGCUGCCCUUACGCCGCCGUACGGCUGCCUCGCGCUGCCGCGGAGCAGCAAUAAUGCUCAGCUGGCUCGUACUCCUCGCUUUAGCAGAGGCCGCCCCGCCGCCCUACACACGCAUGGAGAGAGAGGCGGCGCCGCAGCUCACAAUUAUUCCAAGACGACAGCGACAAUGCGCCCAAGCAUGUGUGAGGAAAGGAGACGGCUACGUCUACGCCCAGCACCUGCGCAAGGCCGGAGGCACUUUGUUACGAACUUAUUUGGCCAUGUACCGCUGCGCGCCCCUGCGCCAAGCCAUGUCCGCGACGCAACUUUAUAGACUACCAAGAGGCUUCCCUCGCGAAGGAACAGCACCCGCGGCCGCCCAGGAGUCGCUGGCCUUCAACACGCAGAACUUUCUGUUAAGGCCGGCUACCGUCUACAUCACGCUUAUCAGACAUCCAGUGGAUCGUAUUGAAAGUCUGUACUUUUUUGAGGGCAAAUGGCCCCAAAAAAGUUAUAGGAGAACAGAAGACACGGCGAUACCUCUCGAAAAGUGGCUGCGCAAGGUCCGGGCGACGUCUAAGAGAAGAUCCUGGGGCUCCCAGAACCAUUUAAAGCAGAGAGGGGCGUUUCCGCUGCGCCAGCGGAUAUGGGACGAAGUGUCAGAAUACUACGUCCAGAUCUUUUCUGGUGUCGCGGCGGAGGCCACUGACAAGCAUCUGGACGUGGCGAAGAGUGUGUUAGAUAACUUCGACGCGGUGUUGAUUUUAGAAAGGUUGUCUACGGAAGAGGGCCGCGACGAAGCGGAGGCAUUACUGCGGAAGCUCCUGCCGACCCCCCGCGUCGAGCGUGCGUGCCCGCCGCGCCUACCGCUGCACAAGGUCAACGAAGGGAGCGUGCGGAAGCGGGCCGAGCCGCUGUCUCGGGAAGAUCGACUGCGGAUUGUCGCGCUGAAUCCGCUUGACUUGGAGUUGUACCGACACGCCGUGACGGUCCACAAGGAGCGCGUUGUCGAAGUCAUGGGGCCGUGUCGUGUCCGUACAAACUGCACUUCGGUUCGAGAUCGCGACCUGAACCUCAUUUGGGGCGAGGGCGCGUUACGAAGCUGCGGGCGGAUGGUCUACCGCUCUGGUCGGGCGGGGUGCCGCGCGUGAGCAAGGGCGGCGUGUUGUGCGGACCUUCGCGUCCUCCUCUCCUCCUCCCCUCCGAGUUUGUCCUCGAUUGUAAUUUACUUCUUUUUCUA
This is a messenger RNA of Pelagomonas calceolata, 1282 nucleotides long. NCBI's taxonomy places the organism in Eukaryota, Pelagophyceae, Pelagomonadales, Pelagomonadaceae. The record is from the annotation of a GenBank genome assembly.